Amphimedon queenslandica is the source of this 1996-nucleotide messenger RNA. Its product is annotated as metastasis suppressor protein 1-like. Gene Ontology annotation, cellular component: cytoplasmic side of plasma membrane; actin cytoskeleton. The coding region runs from base 87 to 1757 and encodes 556 amino acids. Gene Ontology annotation, biological process: plasma membrane organization; cell projection assembly. Gene Ontology annotation, molecular function: actin binding; phospholipid binding. NCBI's taxonomy places the organism in Eukaryota, Metazoa, Porifera, Demospongiae, Haplosclerida, Niphatidae. The record is from RefSeq and is a predicted model, not a curated record. The transcript is spliced from 10 exons.
CAGUUACUGUCUCUUUUCUCUCACAUUUGAAGGAGGCUCUUCUUAUUCUAGUCUACACUCAUCGGCUGCUCCUGUUAGAUAGAGUCAUGUCUGAAGCUAAUUUGGAGAAAGAUUUGAAUGCUACAGGGGAUGUGUUCAAGUACCUCCAUGGCAGUAUGAAGGCCAGCUUUCCUCUUUGGGAAGAUUUCAUUCGACGUGGCCAUCGGUUUCAAAGAACACUGGAGCAACUCAUUGUGUCUUUUAAUUCAUUCUUGGAUGGAUUUGCUAAACUUGCUGAUGCUGCCAGUCAGUCUAAAGGUGGGACCAAAGACAUGGGAAUGAACCUAACUAAUAUAAUAAGGUGGCAUAGAGCAGUUGAGCUCAAAAUAAGAGAAAUAAACUAUUCAUUGUCUAGUAAGCUCUUGACUCCAGUUGGUAACAGAAUUGAUGAAUGGAAGAAGUCUCUGUCUAGUUUGGAUAAGGAUCAUGAUAAAGAAAUGAGUCGUGUUGUCAAGGAGACCAAAGAAUCCAUUAAAGGGACUAUUAAAGUUGGGAAGACGCUGGAAAGCAAAAGAAAGAAAGACAAAGUUACUGGAGCACUCCAGCAGCAGUUUGAUCAACUGCAACUUGAUACUGACAAUAAGAUUGCUGAUACAGAGUUAAAGGAGAGAGUCCACAUGAGUCGUUUGAUGGUUGAGGAGAGAGUUUGGUUUGCUUCUCUCAGCAAUGCCUUCAAAUCAGUUUUGGACAAUGAAAUGACUUUAGCUAGUGACUUGGAGAGACUACCUGAACUGGUUGAAGAACUAAAGGAAUCCACAGGAUCUCCUUCAAUACUGCCCGAGGGUAUCAGGGACUAUGUGGAGAACUGGCAGAUUCCUCCAGUAGCUAAAGGGAAGUUGGUUUCUCAAGGCUCCUCAAUGAGUUUAAGAUCUGGUUCAUUCAGUUCAUUGGACCAUUCCUCCCAUUUAUCAGGAUCAACUCAAGAGAUGAACAUAUCAGCUCCAGUUCAUACAUUGGGCCCUACACUGGCUCAACCGCCCACACAUACUAACGAGUAUCAUCAGCCAGUUAAUCAGACUGUACCUCCUCCCCCUCCUCCUCAUGCCCCACCUUCUGUUGCCACGACAAUGUAUAAUGCCACACCUACUCAUUCCAGUUACCAUGCCAACCAGCCCCGCCCACUACCCGAGGAUCAUUAUGAUGUGCCAGUUGCUUCCGCUCACGUGUCAGUCUCGCCUUCUCAGGUUGUUAACACCGUUAGUUUGGUAUCAAGCAGUUCUCACUUCAGUGCCGAGUCCAAUAAUUCAUCAACCAGAAGUGCCAGUCCUCCUUAUUCUCACCUCCACCCUCACCUGGCUCCGCCCAAUACUGACCACACCCACCCACCUCUAGCCAGUUAUUAUACUCAAGCCCCAAUGACCACACCCCAUGUGGCCCCACCCACAGAUUAUCGUAUGAGGACCAUUGAAACAGAUCUCGAGCGUCCAAACCAGUUCAACAGGAACCCUCCGCCCAUUGAAUCUUCUAAUUAUAUUCCGGCUACCUUGCCCCGCCCACGUAAAGGGACAUUCCCCUGUCCUCCUACUCACCCAAAACCAACCCGCACUUACUCCGGCAGCCAAUCAAGUGCCACACCUCUAGCCCCACCUCCUGUCCCACCCACCUCUAAUGACGAUGAUGAUGAAAGUGGAAUGAGUGCUUUUGCUAUUGCCCUCCGUAACAAGCAACUCAAGAGAGCAGCCACAGUUAGUGACCGCUCGGCGCCUAAAGUACAUUAAGUAUACUGGAGUCUACUGAAGUGUACUGGAGUAUACUGAGACUGCUAUUUAUUGUAGUGACAAAAGAUUGUGUGUAUAUUAAUAGACUGUAAUGUACUGACGUGUUAAUUAUUUUAUUAAUUAUUAUUAAUAUCAUUAUCAUUAUUAUUAUCAUUAUUAUUGUUUAGAGUGAUUGAUAUUGUUUUUGUUAUGACUUUUGACGAAAAUUGGUUUCCCUCUCCUGCUAUGAUUAAUAGGUA